This is a messenger RNA of Gryllus bimaculatus (two-spotted cricket), 1062 nucleotides long. Lineage: Eukaryota; Metazoa; Arthropoda; Insecta; Orthoptera; Gryllidae. The record is from the annotation of a GenBank genome assembly.
AUGGAUCAAGUAGGGGCGGCGCUAACAGCCAGCAAGCGAGAGGCGCGUUCCGUUGUAGACACUCCCAGCUCAGCAGGAGCAAGUGCUGCUGCUUCCGGCGACCGCCACUCGCCUCGUGUCCUCCCUCCUCUCCCCUCCUCGCCCCUUUACCACCCUCACCCCCUUCACCCCUCUCAGAGGAGAGUUGGUGUCUCGCUCUGCGGCGGGCAAGCAGCGUUUGUGCUGCCUGUGAUGAUGAAGCCAGUAACGCAAGAAUUCAAAGUAAACGAAGAAAUUUUCUCUCAUAAACAUUUUCGCAAGUGCGGGCCUCGUUAUAUCGCUGCUGAUAGAAGUGUUUCUCCCCAGAUGAAACGAAAAGUACUCUCAAAGCUUAGGAUCGCGGAGAGAAGAAAUGAUUCCUUUUCAGAGAAGCAGAUUGCUUCUGAAAAACAGUUUGAACUGAUGAAAGGACCUUCUUCAUUGCUCUCCAAGCUUAGGAUUGAGAUCGAAGAAAUUAUUCUCAUGAAGCUUAAUAGGAGCUGCGUGGGGCCAAUUUGCUCUGUGAGCCGCAGAGGUCUUCUGAUUCAAUGGUUGAGCGGCUUCUUGAAGAUGGAGAAGACGAGCUUUAGCGCAAUUGAAGGCUUAGAAAGAAUUGACUAUUCAGACGUCGUGUUUUCGGCCGCUUGUUGGGGAUUAAGGCCGUUUAAAAAGUGUGUGGGAGAAAUGUUAAUAGAAAUAUUGCGUAGUGGUCGAAAGAUAGCUAAUGGUAGGUUGAUCGGAAGCCACUUCAGGCCAGUCAGUUUUCGCAAUGGGGCUGACAACAGGCGCCCGAAGCCGUCCGUGAGCUGGUGGCGCGGGGAGCGGCUGCUGCCGGCCAGGGACAUGCCCAGCCCGUUCCCCAACGUCCAGAAGAGCCAGCUGCUGGUGGCGCCGCUCUCCCGCUCCGACCUGCACUCCGUCUUCACGUGCCAGGCCAUCAACAGCGCCCUCACCUCGCCCUCCUCGGCGCGCGUCUCGCUCGAGAUGCACCAUUGCUACCGAGAUUUUCGCAAAGCAUCUGUGCUUCCGCUGGCGUGCAUUUAG